This is a messenger RNA of Epithele typhae, 3027 nucleotides long. Its product is annotated as DNA ligase 4. The coding region runs from base 1 to 3027 and encodes 1008 amino acids. The record is from RefSeq and is a predicted model, not a curated record. The transcript is spliced from 23 exons. NCBI's taxonomy places the organism in Eukaryota, Fungi, Basidiomycota, Agaricomycetes, Polyporales, Epitheliaceae. Gene Ontology annotation, cellular component: DNA ligase IV complex. Gene Ontology annotation, biological process: DNA biosynthetic process; DNA recombination; nucleotide-excision repair, DNA gap filling. Gene Ontology annotation, molecular function: ATP binding; DNA ligase (ATP) activity; DNA binding.
AUGCCCACCCCUGCUCCGUCAUCUCCACCCGGCUCGCCACCGGCCCAAGCAGACAGUUACCCUGCGCCGCCCAAGAACAAAGGCAGCGCACCCUUUUACGUCCUCGCAGCACUUUUUGACAGACUCCAGAGCGAGCGCAAACCGGACAAACGGCGGAAGCUUGUUGCGUCUUGGUUCAACCACUGGCGCAAGGAAGUGGGCAUGGAUCUAUAUCCUGUGCUAAGACUGAUUCUUCCACAAAAAGAUCGCGAGCGCGCCGUUUACGGGCUGAAAGAGAAGGCCCUUGCGAAGCUAUACAUUAAGCUCAUCCCUCUCGGCCCGUAUGACCCUGAUGCCAUCCGAUUGACGCAUUGGAAGAAGCCCAGCGACCGCGGGAGAACGUCGGGAGAUUUCCCCAUGGUUCUGUACGAGGUAAUCAACAAGCGUUCAUCGAUCAUUGAAGGCUCGUGCUCCAUCGAAGAGAUCAACGAUUACCUUGACAGAAUAUCCCAGAGCAUGGGCAAAUCCGAGGCGCAGUGGCGAAUUCUUCAAGAUAUAUACAGUUCGACCACUCCUGAAGAGCAGAAAUGGAUAGCUCGAAUUAUUCUGAAAGAUAUGAACAUCUCCGUAAAGGAGAACACCGUCUUCAGCAUAUUCCACCCUGACGCCCAUGAUCUCUUCAACACAUGCUCAGACCUGAAGAAGGUUGCAUAUGGGCUGUGGGACCCAGAACUGAGGCUAGGCGAAGAGGAAAAAGCCGUUCAGCUGUUCCGGUCUUUCGCCCCAAUGCUCUGCAAGCGUCCGACAAAAAGGAUAGAGGACUCCGUCAAAGAGAUGGGAGGCGGCACUUUCAUCAUCGAAGAGAAGCUCGACGGGGAACGCAUGCAGCUGCACAAGCGCGGCAACGAGUACUUCUAUUGUUCAAGGAAAGGCAAAGACUACACAUAUCUAUACGGCAAACAUGUCGGGACCGGCAGUCUCACGCCUUACAUUGAUGCCGCCUUCGACGAACGCGUUGACGAAAUCAUAUUGGACGGCGAGAUGCUCGUCUGGGACCCUGUUUCAGAACGGAAUCUCCCGUUCGGUACCUUGAAGACGGCCGCGUUGGACAAAUCAAAGAAGGAGCAUAAUCCCCGUCCUUGCUUCAAGGUUUUUGACCUUCUGUACCUCAACGGGAUGUCUCUACUCAAUAGGUCCACGAAGUUCCGCAAGAGGAACCUCAAGUCGUGCCUGCAGGAGAUCCACGGGCGCAUCGAGUUUACCGGGAACGACGUCAGAAAGCGUAUGGAGGAGAUCAUGGCGAAUCGGGGAGAAGGACUGAUCCUCAAACAUCCCGACUCCCAGUACAUCCUUAACGGCAGAAACAAAGAUUGGAUUAAGGUCAAGCCAGAGUAUAUGUCGACGUCCUGGUCGUCGGUAUGUCCAGACUGUAUCCAUCUUUCAGUAUCAGUCGAUGACGCCUUUGCAGCCGGAAACUACGGAUCCGGACGACGAUCCGGCGGAGUCUCCACUCUCAUCUGUGCCGUCAUCGACGAUCGACGAAGGCUUGGUGCCGACGAAGAACUGAAUGGCACUAGGUAUAGCACUUUCGUGCGCAUCGGCUCUGGGUUCUCCUAUGCUGAUUACGUUUGGAUCCGCCAAAAACCAUGGAAGCAAUGGGGUGCCCAGCCGCCUGCGUGGCUGCAAGUGUCCAAGAAAGGCACCGACGACAAAGGCGACCUCUACCUCGAGCCCGAAGACUCCUUCAUCGUCAAGGUCAAAGCAGCCGAAAUUACGACCACAGACCAGUACCAUCUCGGAUUCACCAUGCGCUUCCCACGCGCGCUGCACGUACGCGAAGACCUCACCAUAGCCGAUUGUAUGUCCGCUACUGCGGUCAUCGAGACAAUGCGGUCUGAGAAGAAGCGCAAGAUGGAUGACGCGGAGGGGGAGGCGGCGCUGAUGGCACUGGUACAGCCCAUGAUUCUUCCAGAGUACCGAGGCAUCAAUGUCAAGGAUGUCAAAGUCGAGUCGCAGCUCUUCAAGAGCUUCAAGUUCAUGGUCUCUUCGGAUCCGAAGUCACGCAGUGGUGCGAGCGACAAGAAUGCCCUUCUGCAGAUGAUCCACGCCCACGGCGGGAAGUUCCAGCUGAUGGCCCGCGACGAUCCGGAUUUGCUCAUCGUCUAUGGCGGCAAGACGACCCCAUAUGACCUCAAGCUCGUCAUGAACAAGGACAUCUGCGACAUCAUCCGCCCCAGCUGGAUCAUCGACUGUACCGACGAGUUCCAGGCCGCGCUCGACGAAAGCAUGGAAGAACCGGAGGCACACGGUGACCCCGAGGACGACCGCUCCGUCACCCUCGGCACCGCGGCGGACGACUCCGACACCGAGCCCGAAGAGGACGAGGACGAGACGGAGUCGGCGCCGCCUCCGCGAACGCUGAGCACGCCCAUCCGCGGCUGGUUCGACGUCGGCGCGCAGGAUGACGCUUCUUCGGCUGCGUCCUCGGACAAAGGGAAGGGGAAGAACAAGGCGGAGAACGGGUCCGACUCCGGCAGCGAGACGGAGGUGGACGAGCUCGAUGCGGAUUCGGAGAACGAGGACUCGCGCGGGGACGCGGACGCGUUCGACGACGACUGGGAGCAGGUCGACCGCGCAUCGCAGGCGAGCGUGAAGGCAGAGGAGGCGGACGAGGACGUCAAGAUGGGCGUGGACGACGGCGCGAUGCACUACGACGAAGGCCUCAUCUUCAAGCAUCUGUGCUUUUACGUCGACUCACCGACGAACGCCCGCGCGAACGGCAUGACCACGAAGGGCAAGCACGAGGCGACUAUCGAGAAGCACCUCGCUGAGAUCUCAAAGUCCAUCACCGAUCACGGGGGCCGCGUCUCCGGCCUCGAUGACUCCAAGCUCACGCACAUCGUGGUCGACAAGCGCGACGACAGUCGGCGGCAGGAGCUCAUCAAGCGCACAUCGAAGCCGAAGCGGCGCCACGUCGUCAUUGCCGAGUUUAUCGAGGCGUGCCUCGAAGAAGAUACGCUGCUGGACGAGGAUGACUUUGUGCCAUGA